Molecule: messenger RNA, 2463 nt
Organism: Dicrocoelium dendriticum
Lineage: Eukaryota; Metazoa; Platyhelminthes; Trematoda; Plagiorchiida; Dicrocoeliidae
Source: the annotation of a GenBank genome assembly
AUGCCUAUAACAAUACACCAUCAACAGAGGCAUCCAUACCAUCGAUACAAUAACAGCCUCACGAGCUGUUUCGAGGCUGGAGACGAAGCAUGCAGCGUCAUGUGUGGGACGGUGAACUUCUUGUCCAAACCUCUUAUUGUGCUUAUACGCAUGAAGCGAGGAAUCACGCAGUCAUGUGCCACCGAAGUGGACAUUCCCGUACGAUUUGUUUUCGUUUAUAUGGGCCCUGUGUCAAAUGAAUUACGCUAUACCAAAUUGGGAAGAGUCUUCGCAAUCAUGAUGAGCAGCAACCCGUUGUUUCGUGCCAAUCUGUAUGAGGCUCAGACAGUGGACGAUGUGCUCAAGUCAACCGACCUGUUCAUGACCGAUGCAUUGGUUAUGCCGAUAACAAAGUACGCAAAUCCGGAGGCUCUAGCCGGUAUGGUAAGGCAAAUCGAAGCAUAUAAGCGUGAGAUCACUCACCCCCGAGAUGUGGACCGGCCAGUUCGGGGGACUAAGCGGACAAGUAUGGCCGAGACAGCUGCCUAUGGUGUCGGACCAAGAAAGCUGUCAGCACUUGAUCUAGCUCUUCAUGACGGUGCUUUAGCUCAACUGGAUGCCACACGUCGGCCAAGUAGCCGGACCCCAGUGGAAGAGGAGGGAGUGAAAAAGAAGACAUCCCAGUUUCUAAAAGAUUUUUGCCCUCCUUUCACUGAUUUUGCUCAUGGAAUUAGACCUUGGCUUCGCCGGAUGCCGAGCGACUACAGAGACGCGUUUAACAAAGAAAACAGCGGCAUCGUAUUCUGCAGUGUACUCUAUCUGUACUUCGUCAAUUUAGCUCCUGCGAUAACGUUUGGAGCGUUACUCAAUACCGAAGUGGGUUCUUCCUAUACAAUCUCCCUGGCCAUCUUGGCGACCGGCGUUUACUUGCUAACUUUCACGGCAUUCGCGGGCCAGCCGCUUGGAUUCGUUGGGAUCACUGGUCCGACAUUCAUUUUGGAAACAUCAAUUGCUUCGCUGGCCAGGAGCGUCAAUUUGCCCCCGCCACGUCUGCGGUUCUGGGUGGCCAUUUACUGCGCCGCGUUCGGUCUUAUAAUACUUACCUUCAAUUUGUCUGCAUUGGCCAACCAUAUACGGCGGUCCGUGGAGGAGACAUUCAACGCCUUCAUUGCAUUCUUCUACCUUCUCAAAGCAUUAUUUACCAUGUUUCGGUUAAUCCCAGGUAGGUUGUCACCUGGAUCCAACGAUGCAGCCAAGCUUCAAUUUUCUCGGAAGGCAGCGAUUGCCGGUACCACUUUGUUCCUCGCGUUCGUAAUGCUUCAGUUUUGCCUAUCGCUUGCAGAAAUUAAACGGGGAAACUACUUCCGACGCAUUAUCCGCAAACUUUUGGGGGCCCUCAACGUUCCACUGGGAAUGUUGCUGAUCAGUGCAAUGAAUCAAAUAUUCUUCCUGGGAGUGCAGUUGCCCACAGUGGACAUACCACCGUCGAAUGAGGUUGACGCACAGCGCUGGUUCAGUGUGCCCAGUUUUCAUCAGCUCUUGGAUUAUGGCGUCGCGUCUCCAGCUUUGAUACACGGUGUUGGAAUCGCAAUUGGUUUGGCAUUAGCUAUCAUCAUAUUUACUGAAGCGGCUCUUAAUGGGAUCACAGCAAUGAAAAACAAGGCGAUCAAACACAACGCUUUCGUCAUAGAUGAAGUGUUUAUGCUGAUUAUCUUCCCCUUGAUAAGUGGCUGUGUUGGAUGGCCAUUCGUAUCUGGAGCCACUGUGCGCACCAUGGGCAAUCUGGCCGCUUUGGUUAAAAUGGACCAUGCUCCAGCACCCGGAAUGCCUCACCGAGUCAUCGGAACGGUCGAACAACGCGUCAGCGGAAUUCUCGUUGGCCUCUUCGUUGGACUAUCUGUGUUUCUCGGAUCGAUUUUGAGGUUUAUCCCCUUGGCUGCACUGUAUGGCAUGUUCCUAUACAUGGGCUUCAUGGGUCUGCGCGAUCUGCAAGUUUUUCAGAGAUGCCUUGCAUUAAUGAAAAGGCGAAAGCAUUGGGAAGACUGGGAAUGUGUCCGAGGUUUGCCGAGUGGGCACAUUUUAGUGUUUGCCAUAAUUCAAGCAGUUGUUGUGGGCAUUUUGGUCGCCUUGAAUAUCAUCUCCGAAUUCACCGUGGCUACUUACGCUGGAAUUGUCUUCCCAGCCGUCAUACUAAUCUACGCCGUGUUACGCGAGACAGCCAUGACUAGAUGGAAAUGGUUGGCAAUAUACCUUCAUCAGCUGGACAGAAAGUACAAGCUCAAUCCAGCUUCCAUCAAAGUCGUGGCUUCAUUGCACAGGACAGCAUCCUUAGCCAACAAGGCGAGUGUGGCGAGCCUUGGAUCGACAGGACCGAAUGUGACCCGGGAUGUCCACAUGACAGGGGACGUAGAUUACAACUCCGACUCCUGUUCUGAGUACAGUGAGCACGAAGAUGGCAUUAUCCGGCGAACUUGGGCAACGUAG